Molecule: messenger RNA, 1073 nt
Organism: Pseudomassariella vexata
Lineage: Eukaryota; Fungi; Ascomycota; Sordariomycetes; Amphisphaeriales; Pseudomassariaceae
Exons: 2
Coding region: 137-943 (268 amino acids)
Source: RefSeq, a predicted model, not a curated record
AGAACACUGGCUAACUUGCAUCAAAUAGGACAAUGUAUUCUUGGAGUUCAAGGUGUCGGAAAAGGUGAAAGAAGACGACCAAAAGCGGAAAGAGCGGGACCCACGUUUCCAUCAUCGAGCGGCAUUUGCCCAUGUCAUGGCUCAUGCCCGUCAAGUACGCCAGGAUCUGCAAGCCCAAGCACAAGCGGCGGUCCAUGCCGGUGCAGCACCGCUUCUGUUCGAGGCCAGACCGCCAGGGAUGCGACCGUUGGGGCCGCCCCCGCCAGCUCACCAACCUCAUGAUGAGGUGAAUUUGCCUAAGCACUGGGCUGAGCGGAGGGAGAGGCGUUAUGCCAAAUUACAUGAAAUUGAGGUCAAAAUGCGCGAAAUGCGCGAGGGACCGCGGCGACGCUUAGCCAAUCCGGCCAAACCCCCGGACCCAAAUCCCCAAAGCAAUCUCCAUCGAACCCAGUCAGCUCCAGAGCGUGUGCUUGGCAAUCUCAACCCCCAGCCCGCGCCCUUUCAACAUGCCCAAGUAGAGGCUGCUCUUCGCAAUGGAGACGUCUUCUUUGGCAUGCAAAAUGCGGAUUUGCCUGCUAUAGUCCCAUUCAGCAACGUCAACAACUUCCAGGGCUUCCCCGAGGUGAGGCUUUUUGGAUUGCUCAAUGAUGGACCAUAUGGGCAGGAGGACGAUCCCUGGAUGGAAGAGAUGCGGCGGAGCGUGGCAGAUAUUCGAAGAAAUAUUGCCCAACGCGUACAAAUACCGGAGAUGCCACAGAUGCCGCAGAUGCCGCAGAUGCCGCACUUGCAGCACAUGCCUCCGAUCCCGCAGAUUCCCAUGGUUGGAGUAGGUCCCCGUCCACCAGUUCCCGUACGGGCACACCACCCGCACCGGGUGGAGAUUCGAAACAGGGCUGGAAACCCACAAGGUCCGCAUGCCGCAUUCGGACGGGCCAGGAACUAACUAGUGGUUUCAAUGACAUGAUGAUACCCCAUGGCAUUUUCGUUUUGACUGACUUUGGCGUUGGGCAUUGGGUUGAGGCUUGGCUGCCGAUCACAUUGGCCAAGCGCAUAUGCAUGAGUUUUGGAAGAGG